Messenger RNA from Raphanus sativus (radish), 597 nucleotides. RefSeq lists its product as uncharacterized. Lineage: Eukaryota; Viridiplantae; Streptophyta; Magnoliopsida; Brassicales; Brassicaceae. The record is from RefSeq and is a predicted model, not a curated record. Bases 1 to 597 code for a protein of 198 amino acids. The transcript has 2 exons.
AUGGGAGUGGUGAUGGGGCGUAAUGAGAAGGUGAACAUCCCUCAUAUGUAUAUUAAGUUGGUGAUGGAUCUUGACAAGCUUCGGAAGUUCCAUUGGGGUCUUCACUCCUAUGACUUUCUGCUCAGUUCCAUUGAGAAGGCUAGGAAGAGGUUGGGUAAGAAGGGCAGCUACAUUUUCGAGGGUUUCUCAUAUGCUAUCCAGAUUUGGCUUAUGGAAGCAAUUCCGGAUUUUGGAGAAAUAUGUGGCAAGAGAGUCUCAGACAGCUUCAGAGGUCCAAUGUGUGGCAAUUGGAAAGGAGUUGCAAAAGUUUCUUAUCAUGACGUCACAAAACUUGAAGACUCUUUUACUGACAAGAGUGUCUUGUUCUCCGUCAUCUCAGUGAGUGGUAAUGAUGUCUUGCUCGAUCAAAUCUACAGAAGGAAGGGUGAGAUGGAAGAUGAACGAGUCGACCUUAUCCUGGAGAGGAUAAGGACAAAGUUUGAUUGGAGCAACACAGACUGGGAAGUUAUAGAAGCUGAAGACACUGUAAUGGAGGAAGCUGUGACGGAUGAUAUUGAUGCAGAAGCUGCUAAUAUGGCGAGGAUACUGCAGUUGUAG